Molecule: messenger RNA, 159 nt
Organism: Cetraspora pellucida
Lineage: Eukaryota; Fungi; Glomeromycota; Glomeromycetes; Diversisporales; Gigasporaceae
Source: the annotation of a GenBank genome assembly
AUGCAAAAAGAGAGAAGACCUAAUAAAAAACAUCAACACGAACUUAAUGAAAACAUACAAAGAGUUGAAUAUCUGAUUAUAAAUGCGAAUAAUCCAUUUAACAUUGCAGUGUAUAAUGAGUUUAGUGUGAGAGCAAAAAAGCGAAACAAGCCAGAAUGA